GCGAUUUGACGUGAGAAGGUGGGGCGUGCGCGCAAGAUGGCGGCCGAGUGAGAGGAACGGGGAGAAAGGGGAGAGAGAGAGAGAGAGAGAGAGAGAGACGGGUGAAUGUUUCCGAGACCCUAGUUAUGUGAAAAUGACUCAGGGAAAGAAGAAGAAGAGAGUGAACCGCAGUGUUCUUCUCGCAAAGAAAAUCAUCAUCAAAGAUGGCGGCUCUCCUCAGGGGUUUGGCUCUCCAAGCGUGUAUCAUGCAGUCAUCGUCAUCUUCCUUGAAUUUUUCGCUUGGGGUUUGCUCACCGCUCCCACUUUGGUGGUUUUACAUGAGACCUUCCCAAAGCACACCUUUCUUAUGAAUGGACUCAUCCAAGGAGUAAAGGGGUUGUUGUCCUUCCUCAGUGCACCCCUCAUAGGGGCGCUCUCUGACGUUUGGGGAAGAAAGUCUUUCUUGCUGCUAACUGUGUUCUUCACCUGUGCUCCUAUACCACUGAUGAGAAUCAGUCCUUGGUGGUACUUUGCAGUAAUUUCUGUGUCUGGUGUAUUUGCCGUUACCUUUUCUGUGGUAUUUGCUUAUGUAGCUGAUAUAACACAGGAGCAUGAGAGAAGCAUGGCAUAUGGACUGGUUUCGGCAACGUUUGCAGCUAGUUUGGUCACUAGUCCCGCCAUCGGAGCUUACCUGAGUGAUGCAUACGGCGACUCUCUCGUGGUGUUGCUGGCGACCGCCAUUGCUCUGCUCGACAUCUGUUUCAUCUUGGUGGCUGUUCCGGAGUCUCUGCCAGAGAAAAUGAGACCGGCGUCUUGGGGGGCUCCAAUUUCCUGGGAGCAGGCAGAUCCAUUUGCUUCUCUGAAGAAAGUCGGCCAAGAUUCCAUUGUUCUGCUCAUAUGCAUCACCGUGUUCCUCUCCUACCUCCCGGAGGCUGGACAGUAUUCCAGCUUCUUCCUGUACCUCAGACAGAUUAUGAAAUUUUCAUCGGAAAGUGUGGCCGCCUUCAUUGCCGUUCUGGGAAUUCUAUCCAUAGUUGCUCAGACAAUCGUUUUAAGUUUGCUCAUGAGGUCGAUCGGAAACAAGAACACAAUUCUGCUGGGCCUCGGUUUCCAGAUACUGCAGCUGGCCUGGUACGGCUUCGGAUCAGAACCUUGGAUGAUGUGGGCUGCAGGAGCGGUGGCAGCAAUGUCCAGCAUUACGUUUCCCGCAGUAAGCGCUUUGGUGUCUCGGACUGCAGAUGCUGACCAGCAAGGUGUUGUCCAAGGAAUGAUCACAGGGAUCCGUGGAUUAUGUAAUGGACUUGGACCUGCCCUGUAUGGUUUCAUAUUUUACAUCUUUCAUGUGGAACUGGAUGAAAAUCCUAUUGGGGAAUCGGGCCAUAAUGACAAAGUAACCACAUCCCAUUCACAGCAGAAUUCCAUCAUCCCCGGACCCCCGUUUCUCUUCGGAGCCUGUUCUGUGCUGCUCGCUCUUCUUGUAGCCUUGUUUAUUCCGGAGCACACCAAUCUGAACGCUCGCAGCGGCAACUGGAAAAAACAUGGAGCAGGACACAGCCAUCCCCACAGUCCUCCAGCCCCCGGGGAGGGCAAAGAACCUCUCUUGCAGGACACAAAUGUAUGACAAAUGCCUAAAAUGAUGACUUCUGCUGCUCAUGUAGUUGCAUUCCACUCAGUUAGGAGCUGAGGCACCUGCAGGACCAAUUUCGGAUUUUGUAUGAAAGGUCAACAAGAGAGUCCUCCCGAGUCACAGGACAACCUCUGGCCUAACGUGGCUAUCCUGCAUCCUCCAUCCCAGCAGGGCCAAAUCUCUCCAGCCUUUACCUACUUUAUGACCGGAUUGCGGGAGAAGACGGACGUAGAUCUGUUAAAUCUUCUAAGUGCCAGAUUGCUGCAAUUGGAAAAAGGAAAACAAAAAAACAACAAAUCUGUCUGUACGGAUGUAAAUGGUGCAGGUCAACUUAGAAUGGCAGCAGGUGAGACUGCUGGUACGGCACAAGACACGUGCUGCUUAAGAGGCUAUUUUAUUGGGGAUCCAUGUAUACAUAUGUCAGUGUUCCCCAACUAGAAUGCCUCCAGCUGUUGCAAAACUACAACUCCCAGCAUGCCCGGACAGCCGAAGGCUGUCCGGGCAUGCUGGGAGUUGUAGUUUUGCAACAGCUGGAGGCGCCCUGGUUGGGAAACACUGACAUAAGGGCUCGUAGCUUUGCGGCUGUCCUGCUGCCCAGGACACAGGACCGACACAGCCCUCAGCCGGCCAUGUCACUAGUGGUAUUGAGGCUCUUUUAUGUCUAUGGUUCUUCAGUCUUGUAUCUUUUUGUGUGUUUUUUUGUUUUGUUUUUCUCCAGCAAUUCUUUUUAUUUAUUAUUAUUUUUUUUUUAAAGCUAGCCAAAGUACAUGCAUCUUUUUUUUUUUUUUUUUUUUUUUACCGCGCUUACUCCAUUUCCUGGGCUUCUUUGCUGUUAUGAUGCCAUUACAAGCAUUUAUUCUCCUCCCCAACAGCCUAUUGUACAGGUAGGUGACUAGAGCAAAAAAAAAAAAAAAAUCUCACAUGUUUACAGAGUGACACCACUGAGAGGUUACGCCGAAGCUGGUUUUACCAGUCUGGGAGAGCUCCACGUGUCCUGGCACAAUUUUGGAAUCUGAUUUAAUGCUGUUGGAACGUUUUAGAUCUGCUGUGUAAACCACGAAGCCUUAACGCAAGUCCAACGUGUCAGCCAUAUGUUAUGAGUAGAGAUGAGCGAAUUUACAGUAAAUUCGAUUCGUCACGAACUUCUCGGC
Messenger RNA from Hyla sarda, 2757 nucleotides. RefSeq names its product major facilitator superfamily domain containing 14A (gene SLC71A1). The transcript is spliced from 13 exons. NCBI's taxonomy places the organism in Eukaryota, Metazoa, Chordata, Amphibia, Anura, Hylidae. The coding region runs from base 134 to 1600 and encodes 488 amino acids. Gene Ontology annotation, molecular function: transmembrane transporter activity. Gene Ontology annotation, cellular component: membrane. Gene Ontology annotation, biological process: transmembrane transport. The record is from RefSeq and is a predicted model, not a curated record.